AAUUGUUAACUAUUUAAAACGCAAUUUUACAAAUUCAUUUUUGCCUUUCCGUCAGUAAUUUGUGAUUAGCUUUUGUGAUGAUAAUAUCUUGAAAACUAAGUACUGUGAUAGGCAAUUUGAAGACGUAAAUAUAAGUUGCGCUGAAAAUAUUUUCAUUUUACCACAUCUAAGUUGAACAAACAAGGUUACAAUUGUUUGUGCAAGAAGUGUGUAAGUAAAGUAAAAGUGUAUUUGUUUUUUUCACAAGUUUAUGGAAAACUCGCAGUGAAUCACCAAUUUAUGUCAAUAUUUAUGAGUAUCCCACCAUGUCAGAGAGAGAGCCAAUAAGUGGUACCAGCCAGGACUACGGCUCAACAUCCACUGUCCCAGCAGUGGGGUUUGCAGACUUCAGCCCGACAGAGCUAUACAAUCUUAGUGAGAGCAUCGCAGAAAAUGUUAACAUCAUCAACGGAGGAUUACGAUCUUUGGAGAAGAUGAAUAAACAAAUAGGAGGGCCUAAUGAUAGUGUGCAACUUAGGGACAAAAUCCACGAAACGCAACAGCGUGUGAACGGGUCUGUGUCGGGCACCGCGCGCGACCUGCGGCGCCUGCGCGUGCUGGCGCGGCGCGGCGCGCGGCCGCAGCGCCUGCAGCUCGAGCGCCUCACGCAGGCCUUCAGUGACGCGCUCGCCAGCUACUCUGCGGUACAGAAGCAAGUGUCAGAGAAGAUGGCGGCGCACAUGCCGCGAGCGCGGCCGGCGCGCGCGCCCGCGCCGCCCGCGCUCGACGACGCCGCGCUCGGCGCCAACCACCAGGCACAGGCCCGGCUGGUAGAGUUCGAGACGAGCAUGCUGCUAGAAAGAGAAGCCUACAUCAACAAGAUUGAAGCAGACGUGUUGGACGUCAACCAGAUCAUGCAGGACCUCGCGGAAAUGGUCAACACGCAGGCGCAGGCUGUCGACACAGUAGAGAGCCACAUAUCGUCCGCGGCGGCGGGCGUGGAAGCCGGAACUGAUGAACUGGCCAAAGCCGCGGAACAUCAAAGACGUUACAGGAGGAAAAUGUUCAUACUCAUAUUGAUCGGCGUCAUAAUCGCGAUCAUAUUCGUCGUCUGGAUCGUUAGGACUUUUAGAUAGAUUGUUGUUAACCAAUAGGAGCAUUUUGGAGUUAGCCCUCGAAGAUUGAUAAUACUUAUGCAGGUAACUUUGGUCUUUAAAGAUGUAUAGAGAAGGACGGCUCUCUAAAGUUUGACCGAUAUGAUAACAAGUGAUGUUCCCGUUUUUAUUGUUAACGUUGUAUAUAUCAUACAUAUUUAUCACUUAGUUUUAAAUCAAUCGACAUCCUUGAUAGCUCGAAAUGAAAGGAAUGAAAUUGUAGGCUCGACAUUUUUAUAUAAACAACCUUCUAUUCAUUCUCAUUCACACGCGAUCUUAUCGAUCUUGUAAUUCAACAGUCGUGUACAGUAAAAAAGUAAUAUUUAUUACUUCAGAAUUUUUUUACGGCAAUAAAGAUUUUUUUUACUUUCAAAAUAUCAGAGGAAUUGACAUUUCUCUUUUCAGCGAAACUAAUGGAAAAAAUAACACUUAUUGCCUUUGUAUUACAACAUAUAACAAGUAAUAAGUGAGUAGAAUUGAAGAUGAACUAAUACAUUUUAAAUAUUAUUUAAAGUAUACUUAAAGUCUUGAAUCUGUGAUUUUAAAUACAUGUCUUUUCUAUGACGCGCUCGUUUUAAAUAAAAUAAAUAUUAUAUAAUAUACAUACACUUAUUGAAAUGUAGAAACAAACAAAUUGUAUUGUGUUAAAUAAUGUUUGCUUUUUUAUAACAAUUUUAAUUUUUAAUUUAAAAAAUGUAAUUAAAAAAGCUUCAAAAAUUACUACAUGUAGUAUGUAUCCAAACUUUAUUUAACACUACUAUGUUAGAAUACUGGGUAAAUAAUAUUUAUCAGCCUUGGGAAGGAGACUUACUAUUUCAUCUCGUAAAGCCGCAAAAUGUCUCAUAUAUUGCUUCGUUAUAUUAUAAUUUAUGCAUUGUUACACUAUAUACAAUAAAGUACAUUAACUUUUGGUUUAUCACGAAAUAAAUGUCCAUAACGCCAGACACCAUGCUAAGUACAUAGACAGCAUUCCAUGCACGCCAGGACUAAAAAAAACGUCCUAGAGUGUACGUACAUGCGAGAAAAUACAUAUACAUUUUACUUUUGAGUGAAAAAAUGCAAAUCUUUUUUCUAAUCUGAUUCAAUUAUUUACCUUAUUUUAGCCUACUUAUUAUGUUAAAAUGUAUUUAUUAAUAAAAAAUAAAAAUUGAAGUAUUACUUAAGUAACCAUUUAUGUUAUCCCUUUAUAUAAGGACUUAUAUAGAUGAGUUUACUAUUAUUUAUGUUUUAACUUAAUUAGAAGUUUUAUAUACACCUUGUGUAUUAUGUAUUCACUGUCCAUACAUACUUGUGCGAUUUAUUUUGAAUGAAAAUUAUUAGAAAAUGCUUAUCAUUAAUUAAAUUCCUACCUCCUUCAUACAAAUAUUUAAGCCUAAACCAUAAGUGUUUGUUUAGUUUUUCCAAUUUUAAAUAUUGUAUAGAGACGAAAAAUUAAAACUACAUAGGCUUCAACUUUUUUGUAUUAUUCUGUAAAAUUAAAUAGGUAAAAUGAUAUUUUUGAAUAUGAGACAAUAAAUACUUCGUUUUUUUUUAAAGUAUGGGCAGAGUAUAUAAAUUUCGUGCAACGAACUGUAUAGUGAACAUGCGCAGGUCUAUUAAAAUUAAUCUCACAAUAAUCAUGUAAUAAACAUGGAACCAUUCCAAAGAAAA
Messenger RNA from Plodia interpunctella (Indianmeal moth), 2783 nucleotides. It is a transcript of the gene Syx13, whose product is annotated as Syntaxin 13. The coding region runs from base 306 to 1115 and encodes 269 amino acids. Gene Ontology annotation, biological process: vesicle fusion; intracellular protein transport; vesicle-mediated transport. Gene Ontology annotation, molecular function: SNAP receptor activity; SNARE binding. Gene Ontology annotation, cellular component: SNARE complex; membrane; endomembrane system. The record is from RefSeq and is a predicted model, not a curated record. The transcript is spliced from 6 exons. NCBI's taxonomy places the organism in Eukaryota, Metazoa, Arthropoda, Insecta, Lepidoptera, Pyralidae.